Molecule: messenger RNA, 5103 nt
Organism: Colius striatus (speckled mousebird)
Lineage: Eukaryota; Metazoa; Chordata; Aves; Coliiformes; Coliidae
Gene: PLGRKT
Product: plasminogen receptor with a C-terminal lysine
Exons: 5
Coding region: 176-619 (147 amino acids)
Biological process (GO): positive regulation of plasminogen activation
Cellular component (GO): plasma membrane
Source: RefSeq, a predicted model, not a curated record
GUCGCCGGUGCCCCUGCUCCGAGCUCCGCCCCUGCCGCGCUCCGCCCCUGCCGCGCUCCCACGGCCUCCUCGCCGUCCCCUGCCCCGGGACAGAUUCCUUCCCGGAGCUGGCGAGGCUGAGGAUUGCUUUCCGCGUCUCCCGCCUUGCGCCGUCUCUUUCGGGUUCCAGGGCACCAUGGGGUUCGUCUUCUCCAAGUCCAUGAACGACAACCUGAAAGCUCAGCAGGAGUUUAUGCUCAUGAACUCGCGGCUCCAGCUGGAAAGGCAACUACUGAUGCAGAACCAGAUGAGAGAGAGACAAACAGCCAUGCAGAUUGCUUGGACACGGGAAUUUCUCAAGUAUUUUGGGACAUUUUUUGGACUUGCUGUUGCAGGUUUAACAGCUGGAGCAAUGAAAAAGAAGAACCCAGGAGUUUUAGUGCCAAUAGUUCCCUUAAGCUUUAUAUUUGCCUAUCAGUAUGAUAUGGGCUAUGGAACAUUGUUGCAAAGGAUAAAAGGUGAAGCAGAGAACAUAUUGGACACACAGAGCACUUUGCUGGAAUUGCCUAAAGGGCCACUUACUUAUGAAAGCCUUGAGAAAAUCAGAAGAUCUCAGAGCAAGCUCUUCACAGAAAAAUAGGAAGAUGAUCAUCCUCUACCUUUUCUCCAAGUUCUGAAGUCCACCUUGCUUUAAUUUUUAAGAAGUUAUAACAGAAGGUUGUGCUGCCAUUCAGCGGGAUCUCAACCACCUUGAGAGUUGGGCAGAGAGGAACCUCAUGAGAUUCAACAAGAUCAACUGCAGAGUCCUGCAUCUGGGGACGAGCAACCCCAUGCAGCGAUACAGACUGGGGAUUGACCUGCUGAAGAGCAGCUCUGCAGAGAGAGACCUGGGAGUCCUGGUUGCUAAAAACAUGAGCCAGCAAUUUGCCCUCAUGGCCAAGAAGGCCAAUGGCAUCCUGGGAUGCAUCAAGAAGAGUGUGGCCAGCAGGUCAAGGGAGGUUCUUCUCCCGCUCUGCUAUGCCCUGGUGAGGCCUCAUCUGGAGUCCCAUGUCCAGUUCUGGUCUCCUCAGCUCAAGAGGGACAGAGAACUUCUAGAGAGAGUUCAGCGCAGGGCUACCAAGAUGAUCAGGGGCCUGGAACAUCUUCCUUUACAAGGAAAGGCUGCGGGAACUGGGGCUGUUUAGAGAAAAGGAGACUGAAGGGGGAAUCUUAUUAAUAUUUACAAAUAUCUAAAGGGUGGAUGUCAGAAGGUUGGGGCAUCCCUCUUUUCUGUUAUAUCUAGAAACAGGACAAGGGGUAAUGGGAAGAAGAUGGAAGACAAAAAGUUCCAUUUAAACUUAAGAAAAAACUAUUUUCUGUUGAGGGUGCUGGAGCAGUGGCACAGGCUGCGCAGAGGGGUUGUAGAGUCUCCUUCCUUGGAGGUCUUCAAGACGCACCUGGACAUGUUCCUAUGUGACCUCACCUAGGUUGAUCUGUUUCUGCAAGGGGGUUGGACUAGAUGACCUUUAAAGGUCCCUUCCAACCCUACCAUUCUGUGAUUCUAUGAACCUUUUGUAUUUUGAGCUGUCACCUAUUGAUACUCUUUCUUCCAAGAACGAAGAACAACUCAACCAACUUGUUGUGGUAUUUGUAUGUCUCCACCCAUGCCUCUUAACACACUCAUUUAUCCUAUGACAGACAUUUUUAGAAGGAGCAGUUUUAAUUGUGUGUGCUAGAAAAUUGGGAAAUACCUUAAUCCUACCCACUUUGUGUUUGCUGUAGGUUUCUGGCUAUGGUGCUGGAUCAAAAGGAGAUGUUAGAUGCUAAAGGAAGCAAGUAGGCUAAGCAGACCAGUGACUCAACAGUUUUAGGGGAUAAUAGGAUAGCAAUUUUUGCUAUAUUGCUGGAGCUAUAUUGAUCCAUACUAGUGAAAUAUGAAUUUUUUGUUUUCACUCAAAGGUUAAACUUAGAUCAAGAGAGUUAAUUCUUUGCAAGACUCCAUGCUAAAGAGUGGUGGGAAUGGAGCAAGUUUAAUUCAGUGUUACACAGGGAGUAUCAGUGAAAGUUAUGAAAUUUCUAAGGGAAAAGCAACAGGCUUUAAGCAGGACAGUCUAAUGCCAGCCCCAGAAAUGGAUUUAAACAGGCUACAUAAAAUGUGCCAAAGAUCAUCAAGAAGGGCUAGUCACUUUUACUACCUGUAUGUUUUUUAAUUGUUAGCUUUGCAGGUUUUUUUCUUAAUAAAUAUAUGCAUUGGUUUCAAAGAUGCUCAUUCUUUGUUAUGGAGUACACUCUGUUGUUACUCUAUUUCCAGUGUAUUAAUCGAAAAGCUUGCAUGUCCCGAGCCCAGUCAUUUCUGUCGCACAGAUGUCCAGCUACAGAGUAGUGGAAUUGUAUGAUUUCCAUCAUAGAACAAUGAAGGAAAGCAGGAAAGCUUACGUCUGACAGAGUCAGCUUCAGGGAAAUAGAUGUUUACAGCACAAACUACCUGUAAUCAUCGUACCAGUUGUGCUCAUAGAAAUAAAGAACACACCUAAAAUUUCUUGCUCCCUUCUGUCACUGGUGCGCAGCUGGCUUCAUCUUUAAGACUUACUUCAAUAUAUCAGAGCAAUUGUCUUUGUUUUCAUGAAUCUCACAGGGAAAGAGGAGAAUAACUGCAGGGGCAGUUUGUUCUGACCUGAAGGCAGUACUCUCACCACCUUAAUCCUGUUGUUUCUCCUGAACAUGAUGUCUUACAGCCAUGUAACCUGAAUCAGUGUCACUCAGAGGAGGAUUCUUCUGGGAAAGCAAGAAGUCAGUCAUGAUUAGGAUGUCAAAAUUAAACUCUCUUGUAUUCUCAUUAUGGAUAUGUCUCAUUGAGAACCCAAGAAAGUGCAUACUACUUGUGAGCCACAACUGCCAGCCCCACAGUUUUGUUUAUCUGGUUUUGAUAGGAUAUAUCAGUAUUGUUGAGAAAUGAGCAAAGUCCCUUUGCAGGGUCUGCUCUAGACUCCUUCAUUCCUUGGAUGAAUGAUCUCACUUUUCAGAGCUCUUCCUUAUAAUAGUGAAAGUUGGUUCUUACAGCCCCUUCUGAAACAUUUUGAAGUUACUUUGUGACCAUGACCAUAUAUCCCUGCUUUUAAAGGGGAACAGGAAAGCACUUAUUUGGACAUAAACAAACAAGGUUGUUUCUGCCUUAUUAUUUAAUUGCUUAAUGAGUCUUGGAAUUCAUUACAUAAAAAUGCUUGGAUUACUUAAUUUUUUAGCUAUUAGUUUUCUUAAAAGUGAACUGCUUUCUAAAACCAAGGCCAUCUGAUGAAGAUAGCUGGAAUAACACUGGUACUUAGUCACUAAUCAUAUGCAAGCAGCGCUACUUCUCAUUUCUUGUGGAAUACUGUCUGUUACUAAGCAAACACGAAAUAUUUUAAACUCAUGUGUGGGCAGCUUUCAAAAACUAAAUAGUUCUUGCAUCAAUUAAUUACAUGAGUUUGAAAUUAAGUUUCUGAAAAAAAAGACUAAUGAAGUCUGUGCAUUUCUAUCCUACUCUGAUCUUUUGUGUAGACUGAUAUUUAACAUGUGAAUAAGCCUUUCAUUCUAAGUAUUUAAGGCUGCCAAGGUAUUGUUAAAGGGUAUAUUUUUUUUUUAUUUAACCACCUGUUUUCACAGAUCUUCCUCUACUCUCUAUAAACUUUGAUUGCUGUUGGCCAACAGAUUCAAAAUGCAGUGCAAGUGAGAGAAAAAAUAGAGUAAUCUUUAUGUUAUUUUAGGAAACUAAAAAAUACAAAAUACCUGCAUUGAGGCAGUACACUGGAUGUAUCUAUCUUGCAGGAUCCUACAGAUCAUGAAUGGAAUUUAAUUUCUUUGCUCUGCUGUUGUCUGUUCUUCAUAAUACGAAUAGUAAGAAGAUGGAUAGUUGCUUUGGAUUGGUGAUAUUUAAAUUGUUUUCUUCUGUCUGUAUUGCUUUCAAGAGUAGUUUUUCUAGCUGUGAUAAACACGUAAACAAACCUACCUUCUGACUUGAUUUAAAUUCCUGGCAAAUUACUGAGAGAUUGCCAGUUAUGUUUUUCUGUAUACAGUCCUGUGUGAUCCAAAGUUCUGUGACUAACAUAGCAAGUUCCUUUAUAACCUGCUGUUCAGAUCACAGUAGAUGCAGUUAAAAGCCCUAGAUGCAAAGGCAACAUUAUUAAAAUUCAUCUGGAGGGAAAAUACUGAGCAAUACACCCUACUAGUGAAACUGCAUUAAGCAUAGUAACAUUAAACAAUGUCAAAUUCCUGCCACCGUAGUCAGGUAUGAUCCUUAAUAAAGCUCAUUAACUUGCUGCCUCUUGUUUCAGUCUUUAAUCCUAGCAAGAGAGUGCUUGUAGCCUAUGCUUUUCAACAAGAAGAGUGAUGCAGUGUAGGCUCACCUGAGGAAUUAUGAAUGUCUUUAAAAGACAUUCCCCCCAAGGCCUCUUUGACAGCUUGUACUUCAUCACUUACUGACAAAUGUGAUGGAAAGCACAGAUAAUAUUGUCUUUCACAUCCAGUAGCUGUGAUGAAGAAGCAGGUGAGGUCAGAAAAACUGUUUUGAGCUAUUUGUUUUUCAGUCUCUCAAGUGCUUGCAUCUAGCAGCUGAAGUUAGAGGUUACCUGCUUUGUUGCAAAAAUGAAGUUCUUACCAAAAAAACCUAAAGAUGUCCAUGAUAAUGCCUGCCUUUGUUUAGAGGGAAUUAGAUGUGGUGCCACAGUAACUGAUAGUCCAGUUAAACCUGAAAGUAAAGCAGGUGAAGAGUCAGGAAUUUUCGAGCUAGAUUUAAAAAUUAGCCUACUAUUUUGGGACCUCUCUCCACAUUCUCUGGGAAAGACAUAUCUGACAUUUUGCAACUUUUAAAGACUGGAUACAAUAUUGAGCAUGGACAUCAGAGUAGGCUACGAAAUAAAUGGUAUUCGUUUCAAAACUUAGCAAAUCACAAGGCCAAUCACUGUCCGACUGAGGAGGCAUCUUCCUUAUUGCCCUGGGAGUCCUGGUAGUGCUCUUGCACACAACUACAGCUCUCCAGUCACUGAAAACGUUUUUCUUGCCUAGAAGACUACCUACAGUCCAGAAGUAAGUUCACCUGAUGUGAUGAGUAUUUUUAGAAAAAGUCCACACCACCAGUAAGACCCAUCUGCUUCCCUCUUUAAAAUGCAA